AUGGAUGACACAUUGGACUACGAGAGUAUUGCACUAAAAACAAACCAAUUUCCGAAAGAUGUCGAUAGAGGAGAUGAAAGCGGUUUAGAGUGGUAUCUCAGAAUCGAAAAAGAACAAUCUUCUACGGCAGGACUUCAAAAGAUGAAAUUCGUAUGGAAUUUCGAUUGGGAGGAGUUGCGAAACCAAUACAGAGUUCUCGGUUGGAGAGGAACUUUGAUGAUUUAUUUAUGGAACAAGGACCGUUACAUUUGGACGGGACCGCAUGAGUUUGAUGUACAAUUCUUCGGAACCGAAUUUACGAUUCAAAAAGAAUUAGAAAGAAAUAUGGAUCAAUGUUACAGCACUGAUGGAGGCUUUUGGUUCAAACAUUCAUUUGAACUCGAGCCAAUUUUUCAAAAAAGAGUUGCAUUGAUUGUUGAAGGAAGAGAGAUUAAAAUUAACAAAAAGAUUCUCAUCAAGAACUCUACUUACUUUGCUGAACUUCUAAACAACGAAAAAACUGAAAUUCCGAUUCCCACCGCCAAUUAUAACGACAUGAAACAACUUCUCGGAAUGUUUCAUACAGAACCACACGUUCCGAGAGCUUCUUGUUUCUCGAAUGUUCUCCAACUCGCAGAAGAAUACAAGUUACCAUCUGUCCGCAUGUUCCUAGAGUUUCAUCUCUUAAUUAAUAAUGAUAUGUCGCUAAACGAAAAGAUAGAAAUAGCUGACAAAUACAAGAUGGAUCAACUAUUCAAACAAUGUAUCGAUUCUUUGACCUCAAUUGAAGAUGUCAAACAGUUGGUUGAAAAUUCGAAUUUCACCGAAGGUGUCAAAUCGAAAUUAUUUGACAGAAUGAUGUUAUUUCCUAAAUAA
Messenger RNA from Caenorhabditis remanei, 855 nucleotides. RefSeq lists its product as uncharacterized. Gene Ontology annotation, molecular function: protein binding. The transcript is spliced from 4 exons. The record is from RefSeq and is a predicted model, not a curated record. Bases 1 to 855 code for a protein of 284 amino acids. NCBI's taxonomy places the organism in Eukaryota, Metazoa, Nematoda, Chromadorea, Rhabditida, Rhabditidae.